AUGUCUUCGUUAAAAACUCAAUUCCCUACUGAUUUCAUUGUCGAAGUGGAUUACUUGGUCAACCUUUUCAGUAUGGUUUCUUUGGAUAAGGAUAAUGAACGUUCAGAUUCGGAACACUGUGAUCCAUUUGGAAAUAUUUGGAGAUAUUUCUGGAGGAUGUGGAUUAGUUGA
This is a messenger RNA of Funneliformis mosseae, 171 nucleotides long. The record is from the annotation of a GenBank genome assembly. NCBI's taxonomy places the organism in Eukaryota, Fungi, Glomeromycota, Glomeromycetes, Glomerales, Glomeraceae.